This is a messenger RNA of Labeo rohita (rohu), 15599 nucleotides long. It is a transcript of the gene map1ab, whose product is annotated as microtubule-associated protein 1Ab. Gene Ontology annotation, biological process: dendrite development; axonogenesis; microtubule cytoskeleton organization. Gene Ontology annotation, cellular component: synapse; cytosol; microtubule. NCBI's taxonomy places the organism in Eukaryota, Metazoa, Chordata, Actinopteri, Cypriniformes, Cyprinidae. The record is from RefSeq and is a predicted model, not a curated record. Gene Ontology annotation, molecular function: actin binding; microtubule binding.
CUUAACUUUGCAGACAGGGCAGGUGGCAGCAGUUGUCAUGGAGAUAGCUGCAGGCCCGGCGUCGGUGCGAGGGGUUGUUUCCAUGGAGAUCCCGCCCCGAGGUGCGCUGGCAGCGGUGGAGGAGGACGAGGACCGCGAGCAGACGGGCUCCGAAGAGCGGCUUCAGCAUCCCGGCCAGCUCCGCCGCCGCGGCCCGACCUCCCGCCAGGGAAACUUUUACAUGCUCGUCGUGAUCGGAGAGAUCGCCACAGAGCACCAGCUGCACAACGCCAGACAGCACAUAGAGCGCGGUAUCCGUUCCUGGGACAUCAGUGUUUCAGAAUGUGACCUGGACCAACAACUACAGCUUUUCAUAACCAGACAUUCCGCCCAGUUCUCAGCCGAGGUCAGAGGUCAAAGGACUCUGCACCACAAAAGUGAUGUUCUUGAGACGGUUGUAUUAGUGAACCCAUCAGAAGAUACAGUUAUCUCUGAGAUCCAUUGUCUUGUAUCUGACCCAGCUGUGCACAAGCUGCUGGUCCUGAGUGGGCAGAGUUCUGACCAAGGUGACCUGGUUCUCCAAACUGGAGUGUUCAGUCAUCAAACUUUCUCACGUGUGUUUGCUGAUCCUGAGGUUAGUAAUUUGCUGGUUAAAGCCAGCUCUGGACAGCGGGCAUCACUGACUGUGUCCUGCCGUGGUGAGGCAGGCUGGAGCUCUUUGGGGCAACAGCAACACAUUAGGGAGUUGCUGAAUUAUAGGCUGAAUCCAGAACCCGUACUCCCUAAGAUGGAGGGGGUCACUGAGUUUACCGAAUACAUAUCUGAGACUGUGGAUGUACCAUCCCCAUUUGACCUUCUUGAGCCUCCAACCUCUGGAGGAUUCCUAAAGCUGUCAAAGCCUUGCUGCUACAUCUUCCCUGGUGGACGGGGGGAUUCUGCGCUUUUUGCCGUCAAUGGUUUUAACAUUCUGAUUGACGGUGGCUCUGACAGAAGGUCAUGCUUCUGGAAGCUUGUCAGACAUUUAGAUCGUAUUGAUUCUAUCCUUCUCACCCAUAUUGGUGCUGAUAAUCUUCCUGGAAUCAAUGGACUCCUUCAAAGGAAGGUUGCCGAACAGGAGGAAGAACAGUCUCAAGGCUCGACCACCUACAGUGAUUGGAUGAAGAACCUGAUCUCGCCCGAGCUUGGAGUUGUGUUCUUCAACGUACCUGAGAAGCUUCGCACAUCAGAAUCGAAUUUGAAAGUCAAGCGAAGCAUUGAGGAAGCCUCUCUUACACUGCAAUACCUCAACAAGCUAGGAAUUAAGCCUGAGCCCCUUUUUCGAGUGGUUAGCAAUACCAUUGAGCCCAUCACUCUUUUUCACAAGAUGGGUGUGGGCAGGUUAGACAUGUUUGUCCUGAACCCUGUUAAGGACAGUAAGGAAAUGCAGUUCCUCAUGCAGAAGUGGGCCGGUAACAGCAAGGCCAAGACAGGGAUAGUGCUUCCCAAUGGAAAAGAGGGAGAAAUAUCUGUCCCGUAUUUGACAUCUAUUACUGCUCUCGUUGUAUGGCUCCCUGCCAACCCUACAGAAAAAAUUAUCAGAGUUUUGUUCCCUGGAAAUGCACCGCAGAACAAAAUCCUUGAAGGGCUUGAAAAGUUGAAGCACCUUGAUUUCUUGCGGUAUCCUGUAGCCACCCAAAAAGACAUCAAUUCUGGCGUUUCACCUUCAGCGGUGAAACAAACAAAGCUAAAGCAGAGAACUGACAGCAAAGAAAGUCUCAAAUCAUCUCCCAAGACUCAAGCACCAGCUAAGCCUUUUAAGAAAGAAACCGACGAGCUUGAGGAUGUAUCCGUUGUCGAAAUGAAGAGUGACUCUGUCAUUGAGAACAAGGUUGAGAAAAAAGAAGAAAAGAAGCACACCAAGCCAUUGAAACCGAAAGCAGAAGUGACAGAAAAGAAAAAAUUAUUGAAGGAGAAACCACUGAAAAAACACCCCAAAGAAAGGGUGUCCAAAAUGGAUGAAAAGAAAGACAAAGAAAAGAGGGAAGUUAAGAAAGAAAAGCGUGAAAUUAAAAAAGAUGAUGCUGUGAAAAAAGAUGACAAAAAAAGUAAAGCCAAGGACACUUCAAAACCUGAACUGAGAAAAAUAACUAAGCCUGACCUGAAACCUUUUACACCAGAGGUCAGGAAGACCCUCCACAAGGCCAAAACCCAAGGAAAACCCAAAACAAUAAAGAGCAAACCUACAACUGCCAAGAAAGAAAGUGCAGAGGUUGCGGCAGAACCAGUUGCUGAGAAGACUGAGCCUGAGAAACCAGAGAAAGGGGCAGGAGAAGUAAUAUCUGCUCCAUCUACUCCAGAAGAUUUAACAAAAGAGUUUGAUGAAAUCAGACCCACUGAAACGACAGACCACUCUGAAGCCCCUAAAAGUGCCCUUACUGUUUCCGAAUUACCAGCUGAAAGAGAAGAUGAAACUUCAAAUGUUGCAGAGGAGAGAGAACAAGAUCAUGUUACAGAAACCGAUAUUGUGGAACAAAAAACUACAGAGCAAGAAGCAGCACCAUCAGCAGAAAUCCAAAAAGUACCAUCAGCAGAAGUGAAAGAACAACAGGAUGAGCCCCAAACAUCAGAAUUAGACAAAUUUGAGGAUGAGGGUGCAGCAAUUGAAGAUGAAGAUGAGGAGGAGGUUGACAUACAGCCUGUUAAGAAGAAGACAGAAGAGGAGGAGGAGGAAGACAUGGGAAUAGGAGAUGAAGAGGAUGAAGGGGCAACAAAGGAAACCAAAGACUUGGAGGGAGUGGACAGAAAACAUGAAGUUGAAGAAAUGGAGAAGCAAAAACAAGUGGAGGAAAUAAAGACUGUAGCUGAAGAGGAGCAAUUUGAAGAAGAUGAUGUGAUUGAAAAAGCUGAGCUAGAAGAGGCUGAGGAUUUGGAUGCCAUUGCGGAUGAAGAAAUAAAGGAUCUUUCUGCUGAGAAAGUCAAGGAAGAAGAGGAUGCAUACUUGUCAAAUGUUGGAGGCAUUACAGCUGGCAUUACUUCUACAGCUCAAGGAGCUGCAGCAGCAGAAAACUUAUCUUACAUUCAGGAUGAAACCAUCCCAGGUUACUCUGAGACUGAACAGACCAUCUCAGAUGAGGAGAUCCAUGAAGAAGCAGAGGACAGGAUACCACACCUUCAAUAUGAGGUUGGUAGCUACGAUGUCUCCGUCCCAGACCAACCAGGCUCCUUUGAUGCCAUCCACGGAAUGAGAGAAAUGCAAGCUGCUGCAAUGGGCAAUGGAGCAGGCAAAGUAUUGAUUGGUGCACAGGAGCCACCUAUUUCCAUCUACACCAGCAUACUUGCAGCACCAUUAGCUGAAGAGGAACAUGUUUCUUCGGCAACGUCUAUAACGGAGUAUGACAAACUGUCUUCUUUACCCACUUCUGUUGCAGAAGAUCAGUCAGUGGCAUCCGUCACAGCACCUCAGACCGAAGACACUGGAAAAAGUUCCCUAGUCUUGGACACCGUUCAACCGGUUACCCAGACUGAGGCCACCCAAGGAAAAGACUACCUACAUUCAGCUGGAACCAUCUCACCGACAUCCUCCUUAGAAGAAGACAAGUGUUUCAAAUCAUCUCCCUCUGAGGAAUCUCCACCACUUCCUUUAGAAGGCAAAACUGAGGGAAUUGAGGUGGCUGCCCAUUACGGUGAUGAAGAAGAGGAUGAAUAUGAGGAUCAAACUCCAAAUGUUGACAUUUCACUUGGAAAGUUACAAGAAGCAUAUGCCUCACCUGAUAAACUUGAACACAAGGAGAAAGAAAUGGACAAACCCAAAAGUCCUGUGCCUUCAGUUCCUGACACUUCAUCUGAUGAAAAAUCCUCACCACCUGAGAAGGAGAAGGCAUCAGAAUCACCUUCUAGGGAGGAGUCAUCUUUUGAAGUACAAACAAUACUCGCCUCACCAGUGCAAAGUGUUUCUAAGGUUCCUGUUACUGAAGCUAGUGUUUUCCCAGAUGUGGAAGACCGAUGCAUUAGCCCAGAUGACAGCACUGUCAAAAUGGCUUCUCCUACACAUUCUGGACCACCUAGUGCGUCUCAUUCUCCCCUCAGAAUGUCACCUGUGGAAGGGAAGGAAAAAGUUCUCCUUACAGAGACUUAUCAAGAACCAGGAGUGCCACUUAGCUCCACUGAAAUUAAAUCUGAAAAGGAGAGUGGGGAACAAAAACCUGGCAUUUUAGAUGAGAAAGAAAUACCUCAAGCAGAGGAAGAGGAAAAGAAGACAAUCCAGGAAGCCACCUUUGCACCAUCUCCACUUGUUGAUGACAUGUCAGCUAAAAAAGAAAGUCUGUCAAUUCUACCAACAGAAGAAAUAGGUGAUACAAAGGUGAUGCCUGACCCAAGUGUUGAAAAGAAGGGUGAAGUUGAAGAGGACUUAAAAGAAAGCAGCAAGGCUGUAAUUCUUGAGGAUAAAGACAGCAAAUUAUCUGAUGAUCAUGACAUUAAAGAAACUUGUGAUUUAAAGUCAUCUACAGACAAAGAAGAGAAAAUAGAGAAGGAGAAAGAAAAGGAGGGUGAGAAAGAUGAUGCUGAAGGGAAGCAUGAGGAGAAAGAUGAAUUAUUAAAGUAUGCAGAGGUUACAGAUAAAGGUGAUGUAAUAUCAGAACCAGAAAAAUCAGCAUUGCCCUCUAAAGAGGAUUUUGAUAAGAAAAAUGCAAAUGUAGAAGAGUUUCAAGAUAAGAGUUUUCCAGCAGUUCUGGAAAGUUCUAGGAUAGAAAAACAGGAGAAACAAGUAGAAGAAAUUCAGCCAGAGAAAGCCGAAAUAUCUUCUAAAUUGGACAAGGAAUUCAAAGAGAAAGAUCUGACUGAUAUAUCUGGCCUGUCCAUAGAAAGCCCAGACAUCAAAGCAGAAACAUCAACAUCUCAUGAAUUAGCCAAAAAAUAUAUGGAGACACAAGACACUGUAGAGACAGAUUUGACAACUAAACCGGAAAAGACCUCUGAGCAAAAACCUGAAUCAACUGAUAUUACACCUGAACAGGUGGCUUUGAAGGAACCUGAAUCAUCCGUCUGUACAAUCCCAUUUAAGGAAGACACAGAUGGCCUCAAAUCUCAAACACAACAGUUAAGUGAAAAAACAGAUGUUUCUUUGAAAGAUGAAGAAAAGGUAGAAAGUAAAAGUGAGGCUGGACUGACAUAUGAGAAAAUGAUUUCAGCUGCCAAAGAACAUGAAGACUCUAGAGAUACCGAUGUAGAAAAAAUAAAAUCUGUUACACAAGAGCAAAUUUCCCUCUCAAAACCAGAUGUUCAAUCUACAGAGAUGCAUGUAGAAGUGUCCAUUAUAGAGAAGGAUAUGUCUGCUAAAGACAUUCAAGAAUCAGUGCAAGAGAUGAAACCUCAUAUAUUAGAGGCAACUCUGGGUGAGACUGGAAUUACUAGUAAACAAGAUAAAGACUUGAAGGAGAAGCUAUUGGAAGAAACUCAAACCACACAACAUUUAGAAAAAACAGAUGUAUCAUACAAAGAAGAGCCUCAAAUACCACAUUCCGUCAUUUCACAGGACACAGAUAAAACUAGCCAAGAUAUGGAAACUGCAGAGGACACUAAAUCCAAAACACAAAUUUCUGUUUCAGACAAAAUGGAUUCCUUACCAACAUUAGACCAAGAAUCUAAAGAUGAACCUUCAGAAUUUAGCCAAGGUCAAGCUUUGCCAUCUGAACCUGAGAAAUUAGAUUUGUCUUCUAAAGAUGAUCAGGACCAGAAAAGCAAAGAGUUUGAGAAGUUAACUAGCAAACUAGAUGAAGAGCCUACAGAAUGUCAGACAUUUGAAAAAACAGAUAAGCUUACUAUCUCUAAAUCUGAUUUUGAUUCUGAAGUGAAGAGCGAACCCCAGACAAUAACACCAGAGAAAAAAGAUGCACAAGCUAAAGAGGAUGAAAUAAGCGAAGGCAUAUUUGUCAAAUCUGAGCAACCAGUUGAGCUUGAAGACAUUUCGCCAAAACCGUAUGAAUCUAAAGAUAAGUGUGCGGAGGAAACUCAACUUAAGAUAUUUACAGAUCAAUCAGUAUCUGAGAUUGCCGCUGCUAAAAAGGACCAACAGUAUGAAGAAAAACACACUGAAGAGGUUGUAACAAAAGUACCUCAACCAAGUAUGGCAACUGAUGUGCCAUCUGACACAAAACAAGAACUUAAGGAAAUAUCUGUGGAAGAAAAGCCAGAACAGAUUCCAACAGAAUCAAAAACUGUGGAUUCAAAAUCAGAACAUGAUACUGUAGACACACUAAAGCAAACAGAUCUUCCUAUUGCAGAAGAUAAAACAACUGAUUCGAAAGUAAGCAAAGAGCCUGAGGAGACAUUAAUGAAAGAAGAUGCAUCAAAAUUGGUGUCAGAUGAAUUAGACACCAAAAUGGACUUGGGAGCCAAACAGAAGUCUUUGGUUGAAUCUUCAGAGCAAAUGAUUGAGACCUCAGAUCUGAGUUGUAAAGCAACUGCGGAAUUGAAAGAUGAACCUAAAGAAGAUAUCAAACAAGACACGUCAUUACAUGAAACAGAUGCUUUCCCAUCAUCAGACAUUGGAUUCAAAUUAAAUUUGGAUUAUAAAGAAAAAUUCAUUGAAGAAGCCUCUUCAACUGUGGACAAAACAAAAGACACCAAGUCAACCUUUGAAACUACAUUUCCAACCAAGUUUUCAGAUGAAGAUGAAAGUACUGAAGAAGAUGAAGGAGAUGCUGUUUGUAUGGGAGGUGCUGGUUCAAGACCAUUAUCAGUGGAACUUUGGAAGUCUGAUGAACCAAAGCCAAGCAGUUCUACACAACCACCUGAGACAAGUAUGAAAAAAGAAGAAAUUGUGGUCCAUUUAGAAGAAAAAGAGUUGACUAGAGAUUUCAGUGGAGCAUCACCUGAAUCAGAGAAGGAGUCUAAGGUGGAUACCACAUCACUUACACCUUCUACUACAGAUACAAGUACUAAAGCUGUCUCAGAGACUCUAACUGAGACCAAACCAACAAGUAUCAUACUGCCCAGCUCUGAGAGUCAGGCAAGUGUUAAGGAUGACCAACAUGAAACACUGCCCUCUUCAAAGGAAGCUGCAAAACCUGAGAAAGAGGCUGAAAGGGAAAGGGAAGGAGAACGAGAGGUUGCCUCUCCAGGGUUAGAGCCACAUUCUGAUUUCCAAAAGACUAGCAGUGCAGAUGAGAAAUGUGCUGAAAAGGCUGACAGCAUGGGAAUGAAAUCCGAUGACAAGACGACUUAUGAAGUUGAAAAAGAAAGCUACGAAGCCUCUAAAUAUGAGCCAUAUGAAAAACCCAUUUCAAAGGACACUGAAAGAGAAAGAGAGGAAGAGGACCAGCUGCUUGGAGCUGCUUGUUCAGUAGAGGAGCAAAGUGAUGAAGAGCCAGUGUCUUUCAGCAAAGUUGAUUACCAGACUUCACCAAGUAUUCACAGCAGCCAAAGUGCCUACUCAGAGCAAGACAAUAAGGAGCGAUAUCAAGAAGAAGAAUUGGUUAGAGAAGAGAGACCAGAUCUUUUUGUCGACAACAGUUUUACAUGUGACAGCAAAGCUACUUUGGCAACAGGUUCAAGCUUGUUUGCCUCUAGCGAUUUGCAAGACAAAUCAGAAAAAUUGGAGAGAGAAGAGAAGGAGAAGGAGAAAGAGGACACACAUUCUCCUCUUCAAGGUAAAGAUGAUGGAAGUCAUGUUAAAUUGUCAGAUAAAGAACCAUGUACAUCUGCUUCCAGCCUUUCAAAACCUGAUACACAAGAGAAAGACCAUAAAACAGAAGAAACAUUGGCAACCCCUUAUUCAGAGGACCUGGACAAGACCAGAACCCAUGUGACUGAAGCUUCCCCUCCACAAGGACUUCUUACAUUAUCACAAGAUAAAAAUCUUCAGCAAAGUCUAGCAACUUCAUCAACAUCUGCUUCUGAUGAAAGCAAAAUGGAGAGUCCAAUCUCAAGUGAAAGUAUCAGAGAUAAAAACAAACAGGAUUCAGCUGAAAGCCAAAGUGAUCUGUUUUCUUCUGGUCGAUACUCACCACCUGAAAAGGACAUGCUUGCUGCCAGGUCACCACCUGAAGAUCCAAGCACCUCCACUCCUGGUUCUUCAGGGCAGUCUGUGAAAGUCGAUGACAAUGUUCUUGCACUUGAGGGCGCUGGCAAAACAGAUUCUCUUUCCAGCAAGUCAUUGAUUGUGAGUGCGGAGACAGACGAAAGCUUGGUCAGAAGCCAAAAAAUAUUUGCAGAAGAAGAGGAUGACUAUGAGGAGGAGGAAGAGGAAGAUGCAAGUGACUUGGAUAUUGAAAAGGGUGCCAGAGAGAUGUCCGAGAAAGAGUCCAAAGUAGCAUUUGAUACCAUGACUGCAUCUAAACCACUUGAAGCAAAACCAGAAGAUACUGCUGCUUCCUUAGCGUCUGGAGCAACUGCAGAAGAUCUACAGACAGAAACAACUGGUGAGUCAUCCUCAAAAAAGUCCCCCACAACAGAGCCUGUAUUAGUACCUGGAGAGCACAAGGAUGUAAUCAGCAAGGAGGAUGAACAGUCCAAGAAACAAGAUGCUAUUUCAGUCCAAUAUGACAUACCCAAACCCACCGAUGACAAACAGGAGCCACAGAAAACAUCUGAUAAAAAGCCUGAAGUGACUGAAUCCCUAGCUACACAAGCAACCAUGUCUGAUGCAACUUACUCAUCAUCUUCAUCCUUUAGUUACUCUUCUUCAACGUCUGCCUCAUAUUCAACUGGUCAACACUUUGGAGAAGGCCUAGAAACACCGAUUAAUAUUCCUAGUGUCCAACUAAGAUCAGAUGGAGACAGUAUAUCAUAUGAGUACUCAUCGUUAAAAGAGGAAGAGUCGCCCAUUAUGGAUCUACCAUGCUUAAAAAAAGACGAAUAUAUGGAAGUCUCAGACCGGAUGACACCUGCUACAACAACAGCUGAAUCAAUAUCUAGUCUUGCCAGGUUUUCUCCUCUCAGUCCCUUGGAAGAAUCCAAAUCGUUUCUUCAAGAUCAAACAUCAUCAGCAGAGGAAAAGUCAGAGGAGGAUAUGUCAAGCAUAAAAUCUGACAGGGAUCAGGUCUCUCAACCUAAAUAUGUAGCAGAGCCACAUUCCUCAAAAACGACUGAAUUAGCAACUUCUGAACAUGCAGCUCAACCAACUGAGGUGGCAUCUACGACAUCUCUCAAGUUUGACAUUGCACCUUUGGAGAAGGCUGACUCGACAGAUAAACAUUCACAGGAAAAAUCCUCUGAUGAUGAGCCUGAGGAUAGUAAAAGCAGUUUUGAGGAGGGAACCUUACCAUGCAGAAUUGAAUGCGAAAGAUCUUCAUCUACUGAAAAAUUAAGCACAGCAUCUUCACCAGAGCAAGAUGCCGAUGUAAAACCCUCAACCACCAUAUUACAUUCAUUUGAUCCUCAAACCACAGAUGGACGAACAGAAAUGACAAGUUCUCAGAAGGCGCCACUCACAACAUGUGGGACUCUCAGUACUGACAUACAAAGUGGACAAAGUAUGAAGCAAGAAGGGGCAGAGAAGUCUGAGGAAAUUAAAGACUUGCCUGAAAAAGAACAGGAGGGGGCUGAAAUGAAAGAAGCAAAAAUAAGCAAGAUGGAAUAUGAAGAGGAGUGUGAGACAGAUGAAAAAGGAGGAAAACAUAAAGCAAUAAAGGAAGAACCGAUACAACCUGAAAAGAUGGUUGAAGUGAGGUCAGAAAAGAGGGAUGAAAGCCUAGAUGAUGGCAAGAAGUCAGAGCAGCAGAGCGAUAGUGCAGGAAAAACCGAGCAGUCGAAAGAGGUAGAACAAAUUGAAAAAAUUGUAGAAAAGGAAUGUAAAGAAAAAAUAGUAGAGAAGAAGGAGCCAAGCGAUAGUGAAGGGAAAACCGAGCAGUCGAAAGAGGUAGAACAAAUUGAAAAAACUGUAGAAAAGGAAUGUAAAGAAAAAAUAGUAGAGAAGAAAGAGCCAAGCGAUAGUGAAGGGAAAACUGAGCAGUCAAAAGAGGUAGAACAAAUUGAAAAAAUUGUAGAAAAGGAAUGUAAAGAAAAAAUAGUAGAGAAGAAAGAGCCAAGCGAUAGUGAAGGGAAAACCGAGCAGUCAAAAGAGGUAGAACAAAUUGAAAAAAUUGUAGAAAAGGAAUGUAAAGAAAAAAUAGUAGAGAAGAAAGAGCCAAGCGAUAGUGAAGGGAAAACCGAGCAGUCAAAAGAGGUAGAACAAAUUGAAAAAAUUGUAGAAAAGGAAUGUAAAGAAAAAAUGGAAGAGAAGAAAGAGCAGAGUGUUAGUGAUGGGAAAACUGAGCAGUCGAAAGAGGUAGAACAAAUUGAAAAAAUCGUAGCAAAGGAAUGUAAAGAAAAAAUGGAAGAGAAGAAAGAGCAGAGUGAUAUUGAAGGGAAACCCGAGCAGGCGAAAGAGGUAGAACAAAUUGAAAAAAUUGUAGAAAAGGAAUGUAAAGAAAAGAUGGAAGAGAAGAAAGAGCCAACAGCAGAAAAGAUGACUGAACAAGACAGCAAAAAAACAGAUACAGUUGAGUCCAGCCAGCAUAGUGCCUUUGCAUCCACAAUGCAGCAUGAGGAUGUUUUAUGUCUAAAGGCUCCACCUGGCUAUGGGGAAGAUGUCUAUGAGGAGGAAAGAGGAGGAAAGGAAGAAAAGGGGGAUGAAGUGGAGGAACAGAAGUAUGAGUCAAAAGAACGUCCUCCAACUCCACUAUCAGGAGCCCAGGCUUGUUACCCUGAGGUCUCCAAGAAGACAGAUGAAGGAGUCACUCGACCCUCUGAUCUCAGUAUGGAGGCCACGUCCUCACAUUCACCUUCACUCUUCAAACACCGCAAAGGAGAUAUCUCUCCAUCCUUUAUUAAUCCAAGCCCACAGGAACUAUCAAGUGAGGAAGGAGAGGAAGAUGCCAGAAGCGAUCAUUCAAGGGACGAUGAUGAGCGUGAGCAGCACUCUGUCAAAAGGAGAUCUCACAAGCAGCAGCAUCGUCAUCCCCACAGUCGCCAUGAAGAUGGUAAGGAGGGAUCGCACAGCAUCCCGAGUGGUACAGCGACUGGGCAUGGCAUUAUGCUAGCAGGGGAGGAAACUCCUCCUACAUCUUUAAGUGAGUCACUCCCAUCUCAAUCUGACUCAGAUGUUCCUCCAGAGACUGAGGAAUGUCCUUCAAUUACAGCAGAAGGGAACCUUGAUUCUGAUGAAGAUGCAGAACAUCUACCUGUGGACAAAAUGUCUGCAGCUGGCGGCAGCGGAGGAAGUCAUCAUUCCUCCUCCCCGAGGAGUCACGAUCCCCCUCCAAUUCCAAUGAAAGACCCUCUUCCUCACCCACCACACCCAGAUGUGUGCAUGGUGGACCCAGAGACCCUUCUUAAUGGCCAGACCCACACAGAACGACCAGUGAAGAAAGACCUUAAGACUAAUAGAGGCCUGAGGAAGACACUAGGAAAGUCUGCAUCACCGGCACGUAAGGGAGAUGCAAAAAGGAGAUCUACUACCCCUGUGAAGCAGACAUCCAAAGAUUCCUCACCUCAUGAUCUUAAAAGAAAAGAUUCAGAGAAGACUUUUCGCUUGACCAAAAUGUCUGAGACACAGGGAUCCAGGGGAGAAAUUUACAACCCAGGAAGAGGAUUGGUCAAUGGCGUAAAGAGUAGUGCAGGCUCCAACCUUAAAUCCAGCACUGGGACUCCACCUGGACCACCCAUCUAUGUCGACCUAGCUUACAUUCCUAACCACUGCAGUGCUAAAAAUGUCGACCAAGAGUUCUUCAAGCGAGUACGAGCAGCAUACUAUGUCGUCAGUGGAAAUGACCCAGGCAGUGGUGAACCCAGCCGUGCAGUUCUAGAUGCUCUUCUAGAAGGAAAAGCACAGUGGGGCACCAAUCUCCAGGUCACUUUAAUCCCUACACAUGACACAGAGGUAACUCGGGACUGGUAUCAGCAGACCCACGAGAAACAGCAGGACCUGAAUAUAAUGGUCUUGGCCAGCAGCAGCACAGUGGUCAUGCAGGACGAAUCUUUCCCAGCCUGCAAAAUAGAAUUUUGAAUUGGUUUUCUAUUUAGAGCUUUUCAUUCGUUCCUCAUUCAUUUCUAAUCUUUUAGGUUUAGAUGAGUUACUCCACCCACAGCUUUCCAUCCGCUGCCAUUUAUAGUUUGUAUUCUAAUCCUCAAAAAUGCAACAAAAUCCUAGUGCUGUCAAGGGACUUUAUUAUAAGCUUCGGUCCUGAAUCUAUUGUACAUUUUUGAUUGCAUCUGCAAGGCUUUGGCAGAAAACUGAAUGUUCACUAGCUAGCUGCUAUGGAAUAAUAAUAUAAUGUUCAAGUAGACUAAAGUUGCAUUGCAAAUUGAGUUUUCUCAUAUUCUUUAACAUAACUUCGAGACCAAGAUUUUAUCCUGCCCGUAAUUUGAACUCGAAGCACAAAAAUUGCCCUCUGUGAAUUGGUAAAUACAUCAUCAUCUGAUUACCGUUCUGCAUCCUUUUACCACAUAUAGACACAGUUGCCUGGGAGAACAUACUGUAAACAUAAGGUCACAAGACCUUAGAUCAAACAACCUCUGAGAACAGACUCAAAAAAGACUAGUUUUGAGCUACGGUUACAUUGAGGCUAGACACAGUCUCCCCAUGAGAUCACAUACCAGCAGAUUGAAAAAAGAAAUAACUACUCUCAAUUGCUAAUCCAAACAGGAUUUGUGCCAAAUCUCAAUUCCAUCAAAUGCCGAUUUACAAAAUCAAACAUAAUCCAAGGUUUGACCCAAGGAUUAUUCUCUAUUCAAACAUCUAAGCAAUCCAGCAGUUUUAUCUCAAUAAUGUGAUAGAAGUGAAGACUGUACAUGCUUUUAAGAGUAAAGCAAAGCAGAUGGAAUCUUUACAAACUACAAACCCACUAAUAUGACAGAUUUUGGUUGACUAGGAUCUAAUAUGAUCAUGUGACUCAGGUUAUAGAAGGCAAACGGUUAUAGAAACUGAAAGGUAUUGCUAUUACUGUACUAAAGCAUGAUGCUUUCUAGCUCGGACUAAACUUUGUAGGUAUAUUAAUCUAGUGAUCUGUUGUGGGAAUCUGUUGGGAGUUCAGAUCUGUUUCAAAAGCAAACUAACAACAAGCAGCUUGAAAACCAUCUGCGCGUUGAGUAGACCAAGUUGGAAAUUGGAUUUUGUUGCCAAUUACUGUACAUGAUGUUCUGUUGCUUGAGUGAAAAUGACUGAAAUUUAAAUGUGGCCACUUUAAGACCAACUAAUAACGCUUCAAAUAAUCUGUUUUAUAUUUUAAUGUCAAAGAUUCAGACUUGUGACACGCUGAAUGUUUUGUGUAUACUUGACCUGAUUUUUUUUUUCUCCCCAAAAUGAGAUUCUCUGACCCACAAGCACUUUAGGUUUAACUUCUUUGAAAGGAAACUGGUGGAAAUUAAACUAUAUAUCCAAAUGUAGCAGUAGCAGUCAAAAUGUGACAUUUGUUAUAGAGAGACUAAUCAAUAGAAUUGAAUAGAUGUUUCAUGGUCGCUGUGAGAGCAGACAGUGAGGGUUACCCUCAUGUGCCUUUUGCGUGUUGUUCGACAAAGAAAAUGCUGAGUUAUUGCACACACACACAUACACACAAACACAGAGCGAUAUGUCUACUAACAUUCAUUUAUUUUGGAUUAACUGAAAUUAGCCUGAAAUUGUUUUUAGCCUCACAUCUUUAGGUUUACGCUCAUGAAGUUUUACUUGACGUUUAAUAAUUACAUUAUGUUGUACCAAGUACGAUUGCACUUUGCACGAAGUCAGUUUGGUAGAUAGGCAUCAUGUAAAUAAGUAACAUUUUAAUUUAUUUGAAAAAACAAAAAUUUCAAUUAAAAUGACUGAUCAACAUUAGUUUUUUGGUCCAAGAACUACUUCAGCUAGUUAUUAUCUAACUUAAAUUGUAUGGAGGUCAGUUACUGAGAAAAAAAUACUCUUGAAGUACUAGAAAAUGACCAGUUUAAGAUACAUUUUUGACUUUUGUUGCUAGUAUCAAUACAUUAAUUGGCAUUUAAAUGGCUUAUAUCUAUACAAAUGGUACAACUAUGAAUUCAACCUAACCUGAAGUUAUGUAAUUUACAAAACAAGCUAACAAAUAGUGUUUCUGUUUACACUAGAGACAAGAAGAACAUUUAGUAUGCCUUUGGAACUGAAGUAAUCUUGAUUUGACAGUGGCUCUAUGUUUUCAGUUACACUGUGAACAGUAUCUUCAAUAGCAAAACAUCAAGGCCUCAUUGGUAAAUGCACAAUUGUUUUGUCCUUGAAAAAACAUUGCUUUCAAGGCAGCAGUGCCAUCAUCCAUCCCGUACCAAAACAAGCUCUGAAACACUGCUUCCCUAACCCUAAUCCAGUAUAUUCGGAUUGAAUGGUUCGUUUUUAGUCUGUCUUGAUUUUUUUCUCUUUUUAAGUCAGUAUUAUGCAUUGCAGUAGAUUUAAUUUUGUGUUAUUUGAAUAUAAGUUCUCUCAGAGAAGUUGUCUGAGAUGGUCAAAGUGACAGGGUCUUUGUGUACUAGCUGAGAACGCACAGGUUAGAAGUGGUGGUCAAAGCCUGAGAUUAUACUAGUUUAUUGGUUGGAUAUAUACAGAAUUAUCUGCAAAAUCAUACCCAAUUCCACCAGUGUACGCAAACCCACACUGAGACCAAAUUCUUGUUUUUUUUAGAAGGAUUGUUAAAAUGGGCUGAAUCUGUACUGUACGUUGUAUGGUGUGGAUAUAUUUUCAUGUUUGAAGACGAGUGUUUUAUUUCAAAUACCUGGCCUUAGUAACAAGUACUAUAUGAUCUUGUUGAUUAGCUGUGAUUUCUUUACACAAAAUGAGAUUUGUGUUAAAGAUGAAUGCACUAACUUUAAUAUUUGAAUGUAAAAGUUGCUUUGCUGGAUGCUGCUUGAACAAAACAAAGAACUAGCAAAAUAUGCACAUGGAACAGCGAACCUCAGAAAAUGGGUCACCGAGAGAACUUGGUUUGGAUCGUGAGUGACUCAUGACAAAAUAUUACAUGUUCAGCUGUUGCUGAUUUUAGUACAGACACAUAACUCUCUUUAAAAUAAGAUUCAGAAGCUUUGGUUUGCAGAGGGCUGUUUCACAACUACCACACUGAAAACUGAACACGCUAUAGACGUUUCCUCCUUUACGAUGAAAAAAGCCAAAACAGAAAUGGCGUAACAAACGGCGUAACCUGUACAUAAAUCAAAAUAGCUGACGUGGUCAUUUAUGUGAAAUGGUCAUUGUAAUUCUACUUUCCUAAAGAUAAAAAAAUGACUGCUUAAAGUACCUCUACGAAUCUCUAUUAGUUUCAUUCUACAUCAAAUGCAUCAUCAUCAUGUGAUGGAUUCAUUUGGCCAUAUGUCAUGUAUACGUAUCCAUCUUUGCAUGUGACCUUAUUAGUUAUACUCCUGAAUGUAAUCGUUUAAUAAUCAGAAUUAAAAACUAUUUUAAGAAGAUAUAUUUGAAGCUAAUUGUCUUUAUGGUACUGAAAUAUGCAUAUAUUAUUGGGCUUGGCUUCUGUUUGCCCUAAGAUGUUGUCGAGAAGAUGCUGUGAUAUUUCCUCAUUCUUUGGCGCUGUAUGAAUCUUAGUUCUCUUCUUCUUUAGUGCAAUAUUCAACAUUCUGUCUUUAAAAGCUCAAUGCAAAAGUAGAUUUCUGCUGAUUUACUGUAAAGGGAACCAUCCUGGUGAUCAUCAAUAAAAACAUCAAAAUUUGGAAAACUC